Molecule: messenger RNA, 736 nt
Organism: Corapipo altera (White-ruffed manakin)
Lineage: Eukaryota; Metazoa; Chordata; Aves; Passeriformes; Pipridae
Product: ATP-binding cassette sub-family F member 1-like
Exons: 4
Molecular function (GO): ATP hydrolysis activity; ATP binding
Source: RefSeq, a predicted model, not a curated record
GUGGGCGUGUCUCACCUGGGAGUGGCCCGGGUGUGUCCCAGUGGGUGUGUCCCAGUGGGUGUGUCCCAGUGGGUGUGUCCCAGGUGGGCGUGUCCCAGGUGGGCGUGUCCCUGACCCCUCCCCUCCCCCCCUGCAGAAGGUGGGGUUCUUUAACCAGCAGGCGGCCGAGCAGCUGCGAUUGGAGGAGACGGCGGCCGAAUUCCUGCAGAGGAGCUUCAACCUCCCCCACCAGGACGCCCGGAAGUGCCUCGGCCGCUUCGGCCUCGAGGGCCACGCCCACACCCUGCAGAUCGCCAAGCUCUCGGGCGGGCAGAAGGCCCGGGUGGUCUUUGCCGAACUGGCCUGUCGGGAGCCCGACGUGCUCAUCCUGGACGAGCCCACCAACAACCUGGACAUCGAGUCCAUCGACGCCUUGGCCGACGCCAUCAACGACUACAAGGGGGCGGUGAUCGUGGUGAGCCACGACGCUCGGCUCAUCACCGAGACCAACUGCCAGCUGUGGGUGGUGGAGGAGCAGGGCCUGAGCCAGAUCGACGGAGACUUCGACGACUACAAGCGGGAGGUGCUCGAGGCCCUCGGCGAGGUCGUGGUGCACCGGCCCCGGGAGUGACCCCGGGGGGACGGGGCCCUGGAGGGGCUUCCCUGGGAAUGAAAGGAUCUGGAGGGGCUCCUCUGGGAAUAAAGGGCCCUGGAGGGGCUUCCCUGGGAAUAAAAGGCGCUGCUGGAGCAACAACAA